Molecule: messenger RNA, 3800 nt
Organism: Leptidea sinapis
Lineage: Eukaryota; Metazoa; Arthropoda; Insecta; Lepidoptera; Pieridae
Gene: ssh
Product: protein phosphatase Slingshot
Exons: 8
Coding region: 342-3284 (980 amino acids)
Biological process (GO): negative regulation of actin filament polymerization; actin cytoskeleton organization; protein dephosphorylation
Cellular component (GO): cytoplasm
Molecular function (GO): actin binding; protein tyrosine/serine/threonine phosphatase activity
Source: RefSeq, a predicted model, not a curated record
ACUUGUGGAACGAGUGCUGUCGAUAGAAACUUUUGUGUAUUCGUAUUGUGUAAUGAAAUUCAAUGAAAUCUCAAUUUAUUAGCCUUGUUUUACAAAUGUUUAGUGGUGCUAAAUACUAAAUUAACGUUGUUAUCAUAUAAGUGACAUGGCUGUUAGUAUUAGAGUUAUUUACGGAAUCAUCUUUUCAGUUCUCUCGUAAUCUAUCCUGUUAGUAAUGAUUCAUAAUAUAGUUUUCAUGAUUACUUUACGGUAACGUGCUUUAUGUCAGUAUUAUUUAUUUGGUGUGUGUUAAGUGUGUAUAAAAAUAACGAAAAUAAUGAUUGAAUAAAUAUAAAUGUGGUAUGGCACUUGUCACAAUUCGUCGUACCCCGAGUGUCCAAUCGCCUAGAAAAACGGAUGAGGAAGAAAAAUCUAGUGAUGUUACUGAAGAAGAUGUUGGGAAUCAAUCAACCAAAAGUCUCAAUGAGUGUUACUUCGCCAACAAGGGCGCGGCUCUGGUGCUGGCGCGGGGCUGCGUGGAGCGCCGCCGGUCUCCCGCGCGUGUUCCGCCGCAGCCAGACAUCCACCACCACCUGCAGGCCAUGUUCUACCUGGUGCGCCCGGAGGACACGCUCAAGAUGGCGGUGAAAUUGGAGAGCGCUCACAGCGGGCGUACGCGCUACCUGGUGGUUGUGUGCCGCGGGGAUGAGGCGGCUCUACUCGGUAUCGACUGCAACGAGCGUACCUCCGUGGGGCUGGUGCGACGCGUGCUGGCAGACACCUCCAUCAAGCUGGACGGGGACGGGGGUUUUAGCGUAUGUGUGUGCAACCAACAACACAUAUUUAAACCGGUGUCGGUGCAAGCUAUGUGGUCUGCGCUACAAACCCUGCACCGCGCCAGUGCCAGGGCGCGGGAGCUGAACCACUUCGCCGGCGGCAGCUCGCACGGCUGGUGCGGCUUCUACGAGAGCCGCGUGGACUCGGACCGCUCCUGCCUCAACGAGUGGCACGCCAUGGACUCCAUCGAGUCCCGGCGACCGCCUUCGCCGGACUCGCUGAGGCAUAAACCCAUGGAACGAGGUGAAACAGAGCGCAUAAUUAGAUGUACCCUGAAGGAAAUAAUGAUGAGCGUGGAUCUCGAUGAAGUGACAAGCAAAGGCAUCCGAAGUCGGCUAGAAGAUGAACUGGAUAUGGACUUGGGAGAGUACAAGUCUUUUUUAGACCAGGAGAUGAUAACAAUACUUGGACAAAUGGAUGCACCCACAGAGAUAUUUGAUCACGUCUACCUAGGCUCCGAAUGGAAUGCCAGCAAUUUAGAAGAACUGCAGAAAAAUGGAGUUCGGCAUAUAUUGAAUGUUACAAGAGAAAUAGAUAAUUUUUUUCCCGGCAUGUUUGACUAUCUAAACAUACGAGUGUAUGAUGACGAUAAGACUGACCUUUUAAAACAUUGGGAUAACACGUUUAAAUAUAUAAGUAAGGCCAGGAAUGAGGGAUCCAAAGUAUUAGUUCAUUGUAAAAUGGGCAUCAGUCGAUCCGCGUCCGUGGUCAUCGCUUAUGCCAUGAAGGCUUUUAACUGGAACUUUGAUAGAGCUCUCAAACAUGUCAAAACAAAACGUAGUUGCAUUAAGCCUAACAAUAACUUUCUAAACCAACUCGAGACUUACCAAGGUAUACUCGAUGCGAUGAAGAAUAAAGAGAAAUUACAAAGGUCUAAGUCAGAAACUAAUCUUAAAUCACCGAAAAGUGCGUCAAAACUAGAGAAUAAGAUAACAGACCCAACGCCGCUAGCCCUAGCGUUGACCGGCUCGUACUCCGGGCGCCCGAGAUCAUGGUCUCCAGACACUAAGCUAGCUUCGGAACUGUUGCCACCCACCUCGGUGUCGUUAGAGAACUUGGCUUCAGAAACUCGGCACAUGUUGAUGCCCUGCGCCAGCGGUAGUUAUAGCGUAUCUCCUAAUCAAAUUAUGAGACUAAAAGAGGACGGCGCCCCUUCCGUUAAACAUAUUGUUAAUGAAAUAGAAAAUGCGGCCUCGAGUGAUAGAAAGGACAUUCCCCGAAGGCAGCAGCGCUUAAACUUUACAAAUUUCAUCGACAGUUUAUCAAUAAGUAAUAUGGGAGACGCGGGAGCGAAACGGCAGUCGGGUCCCUCGAGAAGUGCAACGCAAAAGUAUCCCGAAACAGAUAUCGAAACAAACAAAAUAAACACUUGGGAUCCCGGGGAGGUGCCGGGGUUCAUAGGUGAAGACAUCCAGAGCGCCGACGAUAGUGACAAUAUAGUGAAGAGUGACAGUGGGAUGAUGGACGUGAAACUGAGAUCGGGGGACGUCCCGGUCGGCUCCGCGGAGCGCACCCACGACGGGUCGCCCGGCCGCCAGGGCUCGUGGAGCUCCGGGCCCGAGCUCUGGCGGCGGGCCUCGGGGGGCUCCCGCCACUCGCGGACGGCGCACUCGUCGGGGGUGAUCCGCGACGAAACCGAAAGGCCCAAGGAACGUCCGGAGGAACGCGAGCGGCCCGCGGACCCGCCCGGACAGAAGGCCUCCGAUCUCAGCAUAAUAAGUGAACACACGGAGCCCCGCCCCCCGCGCCCGCCCGGCGACAUCUCGGCUAACGAACGCAGAUUCAAUGAAACAUGUGCCAUACUGAAGGAGUUAGCGAGCGCCACGGCGCGGAUGGAGCGCGCGCGCGACUCCGGCGCCUCCACGUGGGGCGGCCGGCUGGCGGCCAGCGCGCCCGCCGGCACGGGGCUGCGGGCCGCGCCGCGCCGCAGGCGGGCCGCCGGCUCGCUGGGGGACCUGCCGCGCGCCGCCGGCCUCGUCAGCAACCUCAAGAAGGAGUUCGAGGCGCGCUGCGACCGGCCCCUGCGCUGCGACCAGCCCGGCCGCUGCGACCAGCCCGUGCGCUGCGAUCAGCCCGGCCGCUGCGACCAGCCCGUGCGCUGCGACCAGCCCGUGCGCUGCGAUCAGCCCGGCCGCUGCGACCAGCCCGUGCGCUGCGACCAGCCCGUGCGGUGCGACCAGCCCGGCCGCGCGCGCUCCGAGUCGUGCGAGAGCCGCCCGAGGGCGGCGCACGACGCCCGCUCCAAGAAGUGUAAGCUGGCGCCGCCCCCCGCGCGCGCGCUCUGCGGCGUGUCGGGUGAGCGGCCGGCGGCGCCGCUGGACUAUGGCGACCUCGUAGUAUCAACUGUGAUGUCUAAAGCUCAAAGCAAAAAAAAACAAUUGCAGCACGGUAAGACGCAUCCGUUGACGAGGCUCAACCUGAACCGGUCAAACAAUAGAUGUUCGAAUCCUGUGUAUAAUACUAUGUAGUAGUAACGUUUUAUUUAUUAUGAAUUCUUGCCAAGCUCUAUAUUUUAUAUUAGAGUUUUAUAUACUAUAUACAAAAUAAAUUCACAAUGUAUUGUGUACUUCGCAUAAAAUACCGUAAAAUGAGGUGAAUUAAGGAUAGAGGGAGUUUUUAUUCAUAUUUCCAAAUUUUAAUAUUUCCCUGUAACUAUGUGUUUAAAUGGUAUUUUUGUAACCAAAUUUAAAAUCAUAUAACAAGUACUUCGACUUCAAUGAGAAAUACAUUCAAGUUUAGUUUAACAACAAUUUUCAAGAAAGAAGCAUUAUGAAAAGUUUCUCGAAUACUGACAAUUUGCGUGUAAGUCUUUAGUCAAACAAUAGACUAAAGUGUCAUCAAAAUGGACAUAAAAUAUACUUUGAAAUUAAUCCUCGUUUUAUCCUUAUUCAAUCUUAUCUAUGGUAUGUUAUGCCAUAAAAGCUGUUUGUGUGUAGAAAAUGUAAAAAGAGAAUAAAAUUGAUAAAACUGAUGUACAACUUUUA